Molecule: messenger RNA, 964 nt
Organism: Ostrea edulis (European flat oyster)
Lineage: Eukaryota; Metazoa; Mollusca; Bivalvia; Ostreida; Ostreidae
Product: V-type proton ATPase subunit e 2-like
Exons: 4
Coding region: 44-319 (91 amino acids)
Biological process (GO): proton transmembrane transport
Cellular component (GO): proton-transporting V-type ATPase, V0 domain
Molecular function (GO): proton-transporting ATPase activity, rotational mechanism
Source: RefSeq, a predicted model, not a curated record
UCCGAAUCAUGUGAUUGACAAUCAACAUUCUCAAGUCGUCAAGAUGGUGGAACGUAAGGCAUUACCUCUCGUGAUUAUGACGGGGUUCUGGGGAGUUGUAGGAAUCGUUCUGCCAAUAAUUGUACAUUUUCUGAUGCGAGGAUCUCCAAACAAAGGGAUUGUCCAGUUGAUGCUAAUGAUGACCGCGGCUUGUUGCUACCUCUUCUGGUUAGUCGCUUUCCUUUUUCAACUGAAUCCUUUGCUCGGGCCUCAGUUAGACUCCAGUCUCAUCGCUUUUAUCCAGGCAGAGUGGGAAAAUAAUCCAGUCUCUCCAAACUAAGCAUUGAAAUGACAGUGUUAGAGUAGUGAAGUACCCCAGACAACUGUACACAGACUGUGCAUCAAUUAGUCGUAUCUAGUCACAUUCCUAGAGGUGUGCAGAGCUGAUUUGUAGUAUAAUCAUGUGUUUAUAAUAUAUAAAAAUCUUUCCAAAUGAAGGACUUUAAUUUUGAUUUUAUUUAUGGGGUUUUUCUUUUUCAUUGUUUCCUGUUAACAGGAAAUUUGUUUGUUGAACAAAACUUUAAAAAUCAUUUUAUACAUAUAUUUACAAACUGAGGACUUUCUGUUUUCGAGGUUAUUUGAUAUUUUCUAAGUCAAACAGCGAUAAAUUAAGUGAUGUAUGUAUAAUGCAUAUUUUUCAUGUUGGAUAUUCAUUGAAAAUUUCACUUCACUGCAAUUAUUUCAUUAUGUAUGAAGAAACAUGUCAUUGAUUGUAAUUGAUGUGUGUGGUUCUGUGGAAAUUUUUUUCUCAGAACAUCAUGUGACAUGAAUAUGUUCAUCACACAGAAUCGUGUGGAGUUGUAAAUAUUGACAUUGAAUACUUGUAUACAAAUUAAAUGUAUAUUCAGAAUAUUUGUUUUAAUUGUAUGGGUUUUAUGUAAUUUUUGCAAAAUUUUGUUGAAGAAUAAAUUCUUUAGAACUAUAA